CUUCCCCUUAAAUGUAUGUUCACAAAUGAGCCACAGCCUUAUCAGCUGGGGUCCAGGGAGGACUUGUCUAGGUGCUGCUCCUGAACUUGGUGUCUGAGCCAUGGCUUCCCAAAGACACUCAGGUCCCUCCAGGUACAAGGUGGGCACCAUGGCUGAGAAGUUCGACUGCCACUACUGCAGGGACCCCCUGCAGGGAAAGAAGUACGUGGAGAAGGAUGGCCACCACUGCUGCCUGAAGUGCUUUGAUAAGUUCUGCGCCAACACCUGCGUGGAAUGCCGCAAGCCCAUUGGUGCGGACUCCAAGGAGGUGCACUAUAAGAACCGCUAUUGGCAUGACACCUGCUUCCACUGUGCCAAGUGCCUGCACCCCUUGGCAAACGAGACUUUUGUAUCCAAGGACAACAAGAUCCUGUGCAACAAGUGCACCACACGCGAGGACUCCCCCAAGUGCAAGGGCUGCUUCAAGCCAAUUGUGGCAGGAGAUCAGAACGUGGAGUACAAGAAGACUGUCUGGCACAAAGACUGUUUCACCUGCAGCAACUGCAAGCAAGUCAUCGGGACUGGAAGCUUCUUCCCCAAAGGGGAGGACUUCUACUGCGUGACUUGCCAUGAGGACAAAUUUGCCAAGCAUUGCGUGAAGUGCAACAAGGCCAUCACAUCUGGAGGAAUCACUUACCAGGAUCAGCCCUGGCAUGCCGAGUGCUUUGUGUGUGUUACCUGCUCUAAGAAGCUGGCUGGGCAGCGUUUCACCGCUGUGGAGGACCAGUAUUACUGCGUGGAUUGCUACAAGAACUUUGUGGCCAAGAAGUGUGCUGGAUGCAAGAACCCCAUCACUGGGUUUGGUAAAGGCUCCAGUGUGGUGGCCUAUGAAGGACAAUCCUGGCACGACUACUGCUUCCACUGCAAAAAGUGCUCCGUGAAUUUGGCCAACAAGCGCUUUGUUUUCCAUCAGGAACAAGUGUAUUGCCCUGACUGUGCCAAAAAGCUGUAAAGUGACAGGGGCUCCUGUCCUGUAAAAUGGAAUUGAAUCUUGUUCUUUGUGUCCUCACCCUCUGCCCUACACCAUCCAUAGGGAAAGAGUGGCCUUUCACUUCUUCAAAGUUUUUCCUUCUGUCUUUUCUCCCAUUUUACAGUAUUACUCUAAUAAGGGCACACAGUGAUCAUACUAGGAUUUAGCAAAAAGUAACUCCUCAGCAAAGGUAAUUUUGUGAUGGCUGCAGUUAAAAAACGAACACUUAGAUAGAUUGACUCUUCUGCAUGUUUAUCAUAGAGCAGAAAAGUGCUAACCAUUUAGCUGCUUAGUGAUGUAAGCAAGAAGCCUAAGAGAUAAAGCUCCCACUGAGGUGCCCUUCGUGACUCAGCUGGGACCCACUGUCAUCACACGACACAAGAGUUGCAGCGGCUGCUCCAACUCGCUGCUCACUCUGUUCUGUGAGCAGAAAGAGAACUUACUGACAUGCAUGGUUUAACUUCCUCAUCAAAACCUUCCUUCUGUUCUUUUGUGCUUUUGAUCGACUAAUACAAAUUUCUAGAAAAUUAACAUUUGAACUUCGCUGUGAUUCUAAACUGACCUUUUACCCAUACUAAUAUUUGAGUUCCCCGUGUGCCGUGUUUUCUGAACGUUCCUAUUGUCAAGCGUGGAACAUGCCGGUGAUUUGGAAAGUGUAGGCAGAUUUGAGAAAACAAGCCUGUUUCAGAGGAACAUCGUCACCGUGAAUACUGCUGAAAGCUUAACAAAAAUAACCCACCUGUCGUUUUUCUGUUUUUAAUAAUAUUUCGUUUUAAUAUUAAUAGCAAUAUAGUUUAUGGGUUUGGAGACUUGCAUGAAAAUAUUUUAGCCCGCUCAAACGUUCCUGCAGUUUUGAAAUCAUCCCACAGAAGUAAUCACAAAACUCUAGAGGGGUAGCUGAGCAGGCACAGGGACUGUCAUUGACACACGGAUAUGACAUUUCCAACAGUGCCGAGUUGAAACCCUUGUAACAUAGUUGUUGUCUGCUCUUUGUCUCUGUGUUAAGGAGGCCCACCAACGUCCCUUCUCUUGUGACUUUUAGGACUGUUCCUGACGAGCUUAGCUGGGUCUCUGGGGAAGUGAGGAGGUCACCAUCCUCCCAGGCAGAUUUCCAUGUAGUGCUUACUUGAGAGGCAGGAUCACCUACUUACUGUAUUCUAGCUACAUUGUUAUAUUACAUAGUAGAAUGAGACGGUAUCAAAAGUGAACAUGUAAUGACAAUACAUAUUAACAUUCUCAUAGCAGUGGUUAGAGAAGCCAAUGCCUCAUUUCUAAAUUUUGUCAUUAGCUAUUAUUAUCUAACGUUUCAGUGUAUCCUUACAGAAAUAAAGCAGUAUAUAAAUAA
Messenger RNA from Pteronotus mesoamericanus, 2354 nucleotides. RefSeq names its product four and a half LIM domains 1 (gene FHL1). The record is from RefSeq and is a predicted model, not a curated record. NCBI's taxonomy places the organism in Eukaryota, Metazoa, Chordata, Mammalia, Chiroptera, Mormoopidae. Gene Ontology annotation, molecular function: transmembrane transporter binding. Gene Ontology annotation, biological process: muscle organ development. Bases 101 to 991 code for a protein of 296 amino acids. The transcript has 6 exons.